Molecule: messenger RNA, 786 nt
Organism: Zophobas morio
Lineage: Eukaryota; Metazoa; Arthropoda; Insecta; Coleoptera; Tenebrionidae
Exons: 4
Coding region: 268-684 (138 amino acids)
Source: RefSeq, a predicted model, not a curated record
CAAUUUAUGACACUUCCAUGACUCGCUGCGCUUUCCGCCCAACUUCUUUCACUUUUCGCGGUCAACGCGAUUUCUUCAUCGCUGGAGGACCGUUUACCGUCGCCCGUCGCUGUGACUAAUACCUGCUCGUUGCUGGUUUGUUGACGACGGGUUUAACAGUUCUAGUCCCAGAAGGCUUUGAGUAUUUUCGAAAAAGUGAGUAUUUCGGGCUAAUUUCGUGCUAUCCAGUGUUAAAAAUUGUUGAUUUGUUUGGUUUAAUAACGCAAAAUGCAUACGUCAUUCGUGGUGUUGGGGCUCGUGGUGCUCCUGGGGGUCGUGGGGGCCAAAGACAUGAUGAGGAACAUCGUCUUCGACAAGAACACGCCAGAUGUUUUCUACUGUCCCAUUCACAAACCUACUGGAUUUGACAAAAUGAUCGUCAAAGCUAGACCUUUGAAGAAAUUAUGCGAAUUUGAAGGCGAACCUCUUCCCGACGACUACAAGAGCGACUGCUACCAAGACAUAGACGAAACGAGUUACGCAUGCAAAGAGAAAUACAGGAUUAUGAUGCGGAUGCAUCCACCAGGUGGUGAAGACGCUUUCGAGGGAGACAGGUUGGCCAGGUUUAUUGAUGUUGACAGAGAGUUUUAUGUCAUGAAGGUGGACGAUAAGAAGAAGGUUCACUUGAAAAAUAGGUUAGGUUAGGGCGAGCCGGGCCUCCACUAAAUCCAUUAACGCGUCUAAUUGUUAUAGUUUUGUACAUACUAAAUUUGUUAAUAUGUUAUUAAUAAAAUAGUUUAUCGGAAA